Vanessa tameamea is the source of this 1108-nucleotide messenger RNA. RefSeq names its product pancreatic triacylglycerol lipase-like. The transcript has 9 exons. Bases 16 to 1026 code for a protein of 336 amino acids. The record is from RefSeq and is a predicted model, not a curated record. Lineage: Eukaryota; Metazoa; Arthropoda; Insecta; Lepidoptera; Nymphalidae. Gene Ontology annotation, biological process: lipid catabolic process. Gene Ontology annotation, molecular function: lipase activity.
AUUGUUAUUGUGGAAAUGAACGCGAAAUCUUGUGAUAUUGUGUUUUUCUUAGCAGUAUCUGUUCUUAUCAAAUGCCGGGCUAACACAAAUCUGGCUUUGUCUCAGGAUAGCUUUCGUCAGAUAUUACGUAGCUUUACGCCAGUUCCAGACGGACGGACAUCGAACUUAAGUGAUACAAGAAUUAUUUAUGUUAAUCGUUCCGUUCGGCGACAGAUUUCAUUUCGCUUUGAGAAUAUAACAUCACUAUUGGAUCAUCCUGACUUUGACCUUCAGAAACCGACAGUGUUUUAUAUUCACGGUUACGUCGAAAUAACCAGCGAUGCGAGCGUUUUGCAAGUGAUGGACGCUUAUGUCAAACGCGGUGAUCACAAUAUAUUGGUGCUGGAAUGGGCGAACCUUGCGUUCGGAAACUAUUUGAACGUUGUGUUAAAUGUUAAAGAGGUAGGAAAAGAAUCAGGAAAAGCUUUAGGUAAGUUGCUGAAGAAUGGCUUGUCUAUCGAUGGCUUACAUGUGGUCGGGCACUCUGCUGGCGCCCAUGUAGCGGCGGUUGUCGCGAGAGUUUUGAAAAAAAAUGGAUUCACACUUCUUAGGUUGACUGGUCUAGAUCCUGCAUAUCCCGGUUUCUAUCCAGCGAUUGAUACACAUCCUAUCAAUUCCAAAGAUGCAGUGUUCGUGGACAUCAUUCACACAGACGGUGGCAAAUAUGGGACUCCGCUUAGCAUAGGACACGCAGACUUCUGGCCGAACGACGGCAAAUCCACGCAACCAGGCUGUCCACCAGUCACUCUUAUUUUAACUAAUGAAUAUAUCUGCAGUCACUGGCGUUCAUGGCAAUACUGGGCGGAAUCAGUAGUCGGUGGCAACUUUGUCGCUAGAAAUUGUGCUAAUUAUAAUGCCUUUCUAAAAGGGAACUGUAGUGGAACUGCUCGCAUGGGUCUUCAAGCUACACCAGAAUUACGCGGCAAUUUCUACUUGCGUACCGCAUCAAAAGAGCCCUUCGCUUUAGGCGUUACAGGAGUUGCAUGAUAAAAAAUCAAUCAAUAGAAUUAUAGGUAUUGCGUCAUUAAAUAAAUGCUAAAAGACAAAAAAUAUGAAAAUCGUUACAAUG